Messenger RNA from Pomacea canaliculata, 4685 nucleotides. Its product is annotated as H(+)/Cl(-) exchange transporter 7-like. The transcript is spliced from 24 exons. Gene Ontology annotation, molecular function: voltage-gated chloride channel activity. NCBI's taxonomy places the organism in Eukaryota, Metazoa, Mollusca, Gastropoda, Architaenioglossa, Ampullariidae. The record is from RefSeq and is a predicted model, not a curated record. Gene Ontology annotation, biological process: transmembrane transport; chloride transport. Gene Ontology annotation, cellular component: intracellular membrane-bounded organelle; lysosomal membrane. The coding region runs from base 585 to 3161 and encodes 858 amino acids.
ACCUUAGUGUGUGGAGGGAACUUUCAGGAACAUCCACCAUGCUAGGGUUUGAAAUUUGUCACACAGAGAGAAAAAACGGGAGAGGACAAAAUGUGUAACGGAUCACCAUUUGUGUAAGUUGACAAUAGAACUUUCACUUGUGCUUUCUCAGGUUUUUAAAAAGAGUCAACAAUACAAAAAUGCCUAAAAACGGACAAAGCGCUGGAAAAAACCUGUCACCACCCCCACAUGUCAUGGAAGUCAAGCGAGACUCGACAGGAUAUAACUUUGGAAAAACAGAUUUCCUGCCAAUUAUUGACGGAUGCAUUCAGCUAAUUAUCGGCCUCACAAAGAAGAGAUCACAAUAGCUUCAACUGCCGAGGCUCAGCGAGGAUUUGCCUUGUAUCAAGGAAUGUUUCAGAUGUGGACACGAUUAGUUUAGAUGUUUCGAGAAGACUGGCACCACGGAUAUUUUCUGGUCUAUUCACACGAGCGCAGAUGAUGAAAUGUGGUUUGAUUCUCGACUUUUAAGCAAAAUUCGUUUCGUCCCAAACCCACGUGUGUCCGGCGCUCGUUACAUAGCAUCGACAGAGGACAGCUAGCAGAUGUUUGUCAUCGCAUCUUUCAUCAAGCCUUCAGCGGGAUUCCGGGGUUCUGAAAAAAAGAUGAACACGAAGGUGACUUUUGAGAUGAAAUCGAUGAAGAAGAGCUCUCAGUUCACGGUGACCCCUGUGCGGCAAAACAGCAGCAGCAACAGCGCCGGCGACAAGUACAGCCCCAACCGGAACAGCUUCCGAAAAAAUUUCGCCCAUUUCGAGCUCGGCGAUGAUGGCGAGGCAGGGGACACCCAGAACAGCAUCACGUCGCUUCUUUCUUCCAAGUUCCGAGACUUGAGCAAAAGAUGGAAGCAGUAUGGUGAGGAAUCUCCACGUUUCAGGAAGAGGCUGGUAUCAAAAUGGGAGAGUCUCAAUUAUGACAAGAUUGACAGUACUUUGCACCAGCAGGACAAUGAAUUGCAGAAAAAGAAAUCAAAGAGGCGUCUAACUUUUGAGUGGAUCAUCCGUUGGUUCAUGAUGUUUCUUGUUGGCAUUGGAACUUCUCUACUGGCUGCUGGAGUUCACAUUUCUGUGGAGCUUGUUUCCCAUGAAAAAUUCCUUCUUAUUGCCAAAUAUCUGGAUGAAUGCUCAGAAAACAACUGUCUUAUUAAACCAGUUGCUAUCUGGUGUGCUAUUAACUUAGGGAUAACUCUCCUUGGUGCUUCAUUAGUCACAUAUGUUCAGCCCCGGGCAGCAGGGAGUGGCAUUCCACUCAUAAAAUCUUACCUCAAUGGUAUCCGUGUUCCUGGUCUUCUUUCACUUCGUGCUUUCAUUGCUAAAACUGUGGGAGUCAUUCUUUCCAUCCUUGGUGGGCUCGCCUGUGGCAAGGAAGGACCAAUGGCACACUCUGGUGGUAUUAUUGCUGCUGGGCUUGGCAAGGGCAGAAUACCAUGGUUCUCAAGAGAUAUCAAAGUGUACAGCAUGUUCCGUACAGAUCAUGAUAUACGUGACUUUGUAGCUGCAGGAGCAGCCUCUGGUGUAUCUGCUGCCUUUGGUGCUCCUGUUGGUGGCACUCUAUUUAGCGUUGAAGAGGCAGCUAGUUUCUGGAACACAGAUCUCGUGUGGCAUGUGUUUUUCUCAGCUAUGAUUGCAUGCUUUUCAACAAAUUUCCUUCUUAGUGCCUUUGAAGGACAUCCAACAGAACUAUCUCAUCCAGGACUUGUGCGGUUCAACACAUUCCCAAAUCUUACAUUUGACCUCAUCGAAAUCCCUGUGUUCAUUAUAAUGGCAGUUGUUGGUGGGCUGAUUGGUGCUUUGUUUGUUGUCAUGAACUACAAGCUCACUAUAUUUAGACAAAAGUAUUUGCACAGGCACAACUGGAUAAAAGUUGCAGAAGCAGGUCUGGUGUCUGUAGUCUGUGCCAUCAUUGGUUUUCUGCUCAUGUUUGGGGUAAACGAAUGUACAACUGCAGAACCCAGUAGACGUCAUGCAACCACCUCAAAGAUGUUCUGCAGUGGUGACUCUCACAACUCCAUGUCUACUCUGUUUCUCACCACACCAGAAGGUUGCCUCAAAUCUCUACUGCAUGACCCAUUAGAUUCUUACAGUCCCGUUGCCUUGACUGCCUUUAUCAUCCUCUUCUUCUUGCUGUCGGUGUGGACAUAUGGACUGAGCGUGUCCAGUGGGGUCUUCAUUCCGUCGCUGGCUCUAGGUGCUGCCUGGGGUCGUCUCAUGGGCAUGGGUGUUGUACAACUUUUUCCUGAGCAGAAAAACCCAGCCAAUAUUAGCAAAGCUCUGCUCAUGAGAGGUUUGUCCAUAUCUGGGGAAUAUGGGGCUAAAGAUGUAGGGAAAUAUGCACUAAUUGGAGCAGCAUCUCAGUUGGGAGGUAUUUUACGCACAACCAUCUCUUUGACUGUCAUUAUUGUGGAAUGUACAGGAGACAUUUCAUUUGGCCUUUGCAUCAUGAUCACAUUGAUGAUCUCCAAAUGGGUUGGUGACUUCUUCACAACUGGUUUGUAUGACAUGAAUAUAGAAGUCAGUGGCAUACCCCUCUUGUCAUCGGAACCACCACCACUGUGUGAAAAUGUCAAGGCCAGUGAACUGAUGAGUCAGCCAGUGUUGUCAAUCUAUCCAGUGGAGAAGGUGGGACACAUCAUCGACAUUUUGGAGAACGAGACUUUUCACGGAUUCCCCAUCAUUGACCAGGACCCAUCUAGCUUUCUGCAGGCCAAGGGAAAACUCCAUGGCCUUAUCCUGAGGUCUCAGCUUCUCAUCAUGCUGCAAAAGAAGGUAUUUGCUCCUGAAGGCCAAAAGAUAAAGAAAAAACUCACCCUUAACGAUUUCAACGACCCACAUUCAGUACCAGUCCACCUGACCAUCAAGGAUAUAGAGAUUACAGAGGAAGAGAAGCAUCACGUCAUUGAUGUUCGCCCGUAUAUGAACAGGACACCAUACACUGUCACACCGGAUUUCUCUCUGGCUCGAGUUUUCCGGUUAUUUCGGGGUCUUGGACUACGUCAUUUGGUAGUAGUUGAUGAAGAAUUUCAGCCCCUUGGCAUGGUGACAAGAAAGGACCUGGCUAAGUACCGUGCUGGCACCAAGCGUGGCAUGUUGCAUAUGGAACAACUGACCAUUGAAAAUGUCUAGCAUGUCUUUACAUUCAGUUUUUAGUUCAAAGUGAGCUAUGAAAUUCAAAAAUCCAGAACUCAUUUUAAAGCAAAGACUGCUUCUGGUGCAGCAUGUUUGGUAAUGUUAUCAAGUUAAAAAAAAAACAAAAAACACCCCUCCUGUUAGCAGUGUUUCCGACUUCAACACCUGUGAUAUAUAACUACUGAAUUUCACGACCCCAGAUCUAAAUCUGUGCUCACUGUAACCCAGCCUCCUUCGAAGUGCUUGAUUGUUGUGGUGGUACCAGCAGUCAAACAACACCAGUUCUUUACCUGGCACCAAGCCACAUUUACUUUGAUCUCCUUCUGGGUCAGGCACCCUGAAAUGAAUAGUUUAUAUCAAUAGCAACAAAAGCCUGGUGUGCACAGGUGUUGAAUCCAUAAACAUUUAAUUAUGAAGUAAACACUAUUGGUUUCCAGUGCACAAGAACCAAUACAAUCAAGAAGGAACACAGUAUUGUGAAAAGUGAUGAAUACAUUUGGUGAGACUUGUGCUAGAACGAAUGUCCUUACGAAUGUAAGGAACAAUGUCUCUUAGGAGACAAUGUGCAGAACUUCAUUUACAAAAACUUUCUUUUACAGAGGCUUCAAAACAAAAGGCUUCAAUGAAGUGAAAAUGAAAGUGUUAUGUUUUUUUAUAUAAAGAAUUGGUUUGGUCCGUGUGUAGGAAGAUGCCACACUGAAUAAUGCAGAUGGCAUCAGAAUUUGAAAAGACAAGUCAGAAUCAUCAUUGAUUAAAUUAUUGACAAUUGCUUCAAAAGUGUUCAAUUCCUUAUACAUGUGUUUCAGUAUUUAUGCCACUGUUGAUUUACAAAAUCUAAUAAGUAGGCAUAUGAUAAAUUCUACGCUUAUUUUACCUAUUUUAUAUUUGUCAUUUAUGCUGUUCUAGAAUUUCUCUUAACUGUUUUCCCAUAUCAUUUCUGUUUUGUUUUCUGACAUCCAAGAAAGAAGCUUGUUCAGUUUCAGAUGAACAAGACAUUUUUCACUGAUCCAUACAAAUUGGCUUUCUCAUGUUGUAUACCUUAGAUACAAUUACACUACAAAACGCUGAUCACAUUCACACAUUGCACUUAAAAUAUUUAUGCAAACUGCUUUCUAGAUUUCUUGGUUUGAUUACUAUUUACAAUUAAAGAUCAGUUUGUGUAAAAGUGCCAUUUAUAAAAUCCUCUCUGAAUGGGAGUCACUAAAAAUAUUCUGAAAUGCUUUGUACUACUUAAUGAAUAGACAAAAGGUAAAAAAACUGUGCUUUCAAAAACUGCCUUGAUUUAAUUUCUUGUCAUUCACAAUAACAGUAGCACUCAGAUGUUUUAUCCGGAGAUGUGCCUAGUUUACAGUGAAAUGCAAUUUGUUAAUACAAUUCUGAAUUCCCUGAUCAUUUAGCACUGUAUUCAAAGAUAUCUUGUUAUCCUUCACAGGGCAAUUAUUUUGUACUACUUCGUGGAUGCAGCCGCCCAACAAGCCUUAUAUUUGGUCAUUUUAAAUAAAGCGCUAGUCUGCACACUUC